Molecule: messenger RNA, 2877 nt
Organism: Galendromus occidentalis (western predatory mite)
Lineage: Eukaryota; Metazoa; Arthropoda; Arachnida; Mesostigmata; Phytoseiidae
Exons: 1
Coding region: 1-2877 (958 amino acids)
Biological process (GO): DNA integration
Molecular function (GO): nucleic acid binding
Source: RefSeq, a predicted model, not a curated record
AUGAGGUUCCGGACUCAGUCGAUCACCUUGCUCGCCGACAUCGAGAAGAGUUUUCCGCAAAUAAUCAUCGAAGAAAAAGACCGGGACGCUCUGCGAUUUCUUUGGGAUCUCGACAAUUCGGGGCACCCGCGUACCUUCAGGCUCACCCGAAAUUAUUUCGGUUUUGCGUCUUCGUCUUUCAUACUGGCUGCCUGCAUCCAGACGCUGAUCAAGUGGCAUGAGCCUGCGUACCCAGAGACUGCCAGGCUGAUCAGAGAGAAUCACUACGUAGACGACGUUGCAACAGGUGCAGCCAAUGAAAAAGAGGCCAUGGAGAUCUACAAGCAAACAAAAGAAAUCUUCGCUCACGGCUCAUUCAACCUCCGGAAGUGGAGUUCAAAUUCAGCGGCGCUCACAGAGAUGUUCCGACACAACGGAGAUGGCAUCGAGCAGUACGAUUCAUCCAGCUGGUGUCGAGUACUGGGGAUGAACUACAAUCAGAGUGCAGACACGAUGAAGCUGAUCGUCACCAAUGCCAGCACCAACCUCGAGAUUGUUACGAAGAGGACGGUUCUAAGCAUAGUGGCGUCAGUUUUCGACAGAAUGGGCAUCGUAGCUCCAUUAUUGGUACCUGCAAAAGUCUUGAUGCAAAAACUGUGGACACUGAAGAUAUCUUGGGACGAUCCAGUACCAGAAGACGUAAACCGAGACUUCAGAAAAUGGAUCGAAGAUCUGAAGAGGAUCGAAUCUGUAACCAUCCCACGAAGAUAUUGGGAGGGCGGAAACCCGUCGGAAAAAACUCUACACGUUUUCGCUGACGCAUCUCAGCACGCGUAUGGCUUCUGCGCUUACAUCGUAUCGAGCAUGGGGACUAGUAGAACAAGCACCCUCAUGCUGGCCAAAUCAAGAGUUGCACCUCUGAGGAACGCAACGAUCCCAAGGUUGGAGCUCAUGGCGCUAACUUUGGCUGCCGAAGCGUUGAGCUACAUCCGGACACAGUGUCGCAUCGAGUGCGAAGAGGAACACCUUUGGACCGACAACUCGGGCGUUUUCUUCCAAGCAACAUCGGAGUAUCCGGAGAAACUUCCGACGUUUGCGAGAAACCGAGUACAGAAGAUCAGACAACUCGCAGGGCGAGCAACCAUUCACCACGUUCCCGGACAACUAAAUCCAGCAGACCUCGUCAGUAGAGGAUGCACCUUCAGUGAGUUCGAAAGAAGUUGCUGGCUCUCCGGACCCGACUUUAUUAGGAAACCAAAAUCAAUGUGGCCAAAGCCACCAGGAGAAUACCAGUCGGAACCCUUACAGGCCACCGAGGCAAAAGAGCUCUCGGAGUUCAAGAGCUUCCUGAUCCGCAGACCGGAGCAGCCGGAAGAGGUGGCAGUGAACCUCGUAGUCGAUACGCAGUCGACUUUGCAGAAUGAACCCGUACUUCGUUUCGAUUCCUGUAGUCGAUGGAACUUGUACCUUCGAGCCGUGGUUAGGUUUCGGAGAACCGUUGAUUACUGGAGGAAGCGGGGUGACAAGGAACAGCUGCAGAGCCCAAUCCUGCAAGAGGAGCUCGAAAGAGCCGAGACAUUCAUUGUAUCACAAGUUCAGGCAGCGAGCUACGGUCAAGAGAUACGACACAUCACCGCAGGACUCAAUCUCCCGAAGACUUCACCCAUCCGAGUGUUCGCGCCGUUCCUCAAAGACGGCCUUCUCUGCUUAGGCGGAAGAUUGGAAAGCAACGUGGGAGAGCUUCCCAAACAUCCAGUCAUCUUGCCUCCAAAGCACCCGGUAACGAGAAUGAUCCUGCGGGACGUCCACGAGAGGAGUUGUCACGCAGGACCGACGCACGUAAUAGUAGCGACCCGCCACAAAUACUGGAUACCACAGGGGAAGCGUAUCGUCCGAAACAUCAUACACAGUUGCAAGAACUGCCGAGCAUUCCACCUGCGACCAGCGUCGGCCACAGUAGGCCCGCCGCCGGAAGCAAGGGUUUCAAAAUCUCAGCCGUUCGAGCAUGUGGGAACGGACGUACUCGGACCACUAAUGGUGAAACAAGGAAAUGAACAGAAGAAGGUAUGGGUCAUACUCUACACCUGCUGCGCCAUGAGAGCAGUUCAUCUCGAAAUCAUACAGUCGUUGUCGACUGUCGAGUUGAUGAUGAGCUUGAGAAGAUUCAAAGCUCGACGCGGAUGCCCGCGAACGUUCUACUCCGACAAUGCAAAAGCAUACCAGCGAGCAGCAGAGGACCUCAAGGCUCUAUGUGAACUAAUGAAGAACACGAAUAUCCAGGAACAACUAGCGACAGAGGGUAUAGAAUGGAAGUUUUCAAUCGAGAGAGCACCAUGGUACAUGGGCUUCACAGAGAGAUUAGUGGGAAGCGUUAAGUCGGCGCUGAAGAAAGUCUUGGGAAAAACAGUCGUCACUGAGCAAGAAUUGUUGACAGUGCUCUGUGAAGUCGAGUCCAUGAUCAAUAGGCGGCCGCUGUGUGACGUGCCAGAGUCGGAGCACAUCGACGUUUUGACCCCCAUGCACUUCCUCGUGAAUCGCACAGAAGACCCCGUACAGGAAUCCAUCGCACCGAACAAAAUACGAGCUCAAGAUCUCCUGAAACGUUGGCGACACAAGAAACUCAUUGUGGAGUCGAUCUGGAAACGAUGGGAACAUGAGUACCUCCUGCUUCUGAGAGAGUUCCACGAGAAGGUACCGAAGGAUUUGAGCACCAUAACCGUCGGCCAGGUGGUCAUCAUCAAAGACCCGAAAACGCCAAAGCUGUUCUGGAGAUUAGGUAGGGUCGAGAAGCUUAACUUCAGCAGAGACAAGGUGAUCAGGUCAUGCUUGUUGAGGUUGGGAAAUGGGCGGAUGACCCAGAGGGCUCUGAAGUAUUUGUAUCCACUCGAGGUGGUGUAG